This is a messenger RNA of Colletotrichum orchidophilum, 1926 nucleotides long. RefSeq names its product fungal specific transcription factor domain-containing protein. Lineage: Eukaryota; Fungi; Ascomycota; Sordariomycetes; Glomerellales; Glomerellaceae. The transcript has 4 exons. Gene Ontology annotation, molecular function: DNA binding; DNA-binding transcription factor activity, RNA polymerase II-specific; zinc ion binding. Gene Ontology annotation, cellular component: nucleus. Gene Ontology annotation, biological process: DNA-templated transcription. The record is from RefSeq and is a predicted model, not a curated record. Bases 1 to 1926 code for a protein of 641 amino acids.
AUGGAGACCAACUUGAACGACCAGACUAAAAAGAGUAGUCGGAACAGUCAUCCAUGCGACUUUUGCCGUUAUAAGCGCGCAGCUUGCCUGUUGCACAAUGAGACGCCGCCGUGUGAGCUGUGCCGACGGCUAGGCAAAGAUUGCACAUUUAUUGGGGGGGCAAACAAGAGGAGACGAUUAUCCGAGCGGCGGCAAAGCGGCUCCAGUGAUGGGAUCAGGAGUCCUCGCCAACAGGAUCGAGCUACCUUGAGUGCCGACGUCAGGUUCUCGUCCGCAGAAACCUCGCCCAUUGCCGAGUUGAGCUUCGUCAGAGAAGAGACGGGCUCUGCAAGCCCGGUGUCACCCCACACAAUACCGGCACCUGAUGGUUCACGCCGGGAGGAUCUGUUCAUGCCGUCGUCGCUGGAUGCGACACCUGGUCACAAUGCCCAGGUAAUUGGGCUUAGUGGUGAAUCAGAUCCGUAUCUGCUGAACCUCUAUCACUUUGAUGAGAGAGACGAGUGUACCUUCCAGCAACUCCGCAUCCGGAACAUGGGACCUGAUGAUGGAGUUCCCACUCAAUUUAUGCUGCAACGCAACUCGCAAGCCAGCAAAGCACAGCCAGGCGGACUAGGCGCCACCGAGUCCGACCUCAGAUGUGAGGUCGCGAACAUGGUUCCCGAGAACGUCGGUCAAAGGCUCAUCACCCUGUUUUGGAAAUACAUACAGCCUUACUUUCCGGUCGUAUCCAAAGAACACACCAUCCGCGGCCUGAGCAGCAGCCCCUCGGCAAUGCCAACGUGUCUCCUAGCCGCAAUCUACGGCCACGCCCUGCCCUUCUGCGUCUUCGACGACGUUCUCUGCGUGGACGUCGACACCCUCCCCUCGGCAGACCACCUCUUCAAACUAGCCUGGAUGGCCGCGCUCUCGGAGUUCCACACCCCGUCGCUUGCUACAGUACAGACGAUGCUCCUCAUGAUCCAGCGGCGUCCAACCAACAGGCACGUCGCCGACACGCCGUUCAAGUGGACCAUGCUCGCGGACACCGUGGCGCUCGCUCAGUGUUUGGGGCUCAACCUCGACCCGUCAGAGUGGGCGAUCCCGCCGUGGGAGAGAAGAUUGCGGAGGAGGCUUGCUUGGGCGGUGUAUGUGCAGGACAGGUGGCUAAGUCUCAACUUUGGGAGGAGCUCGCAUAUUCAAGAAUGUGAUUGGGAUGUGUUACCGCUGGGCCCGGAUGAUUUUGGCGAUCUUGUUGGUGGUGAGGGCGAAGGACCGCAGGUGUGCAGGCAUUUUCUGCACCUGGCAUCCCUGACUGAGAUUGUGUCCAAGAUUCAACAAAACAUGUUCUCGAUCAAAGCAACUAGAGCUCUCUCCAAGUCUUUGGAAGCAAGUUUCGAAGUCGCUCGGCCGUUGAGGAUCGAACUCGCAGAGUGGUUGCAAAACCGGCCUGACGUGGGAGAGCAACCCUCGGCAUCGUUACCAGAAAGUGGUCUAGACGGUAACGGCAGUCUCAAACUCGCCUACAUCACCGCGAAAAUCGCCAUGUUCAAGGCACUUUUGCGACCGAAAAGCAUCGAGGUCCCAACCGAGGCCCGCACCGCCUUACGCACUGGCGCCAUGACCGUUGCGCGAGAGAUGCAUGACUUUCUUGCGAAACUAGAGGCUCGCCAUCUCGAAGCAUUUUGGCAUUCAUAUUCUCGAGUCAACUUUGCCAUCGCUAGUAACUUUAUCGUCUUGCUCUUUGCCCUCUCCCCGACAUUGGCGGAAGCCGAAGACGCACUUGCGCUCCUGGUGCAAUGGAGGGGCUUACUGCGCAUCAAGUCCAGAAGCUGUGACUUGCUGAACUUGAGUCUGUUGAGACUCGACGCCAUAUUCGUGGCUGGGCUGGGCAAGCUGAUUGAGUUGACACCGUCGGCAGCCGAGGCAGCUUCCUCUCGGGGCUUGUAA